This is a messenger RNA of Rhinocladiella mackenziei CBS 650.93, 1446 nucleotides long. RefSeq lists its product as uncharacterized. The transcript has 2 exons. Gene Ontology annotation, cellular component: NuA4 histone acetyltransferase complex; SWI/SNF complex. NCBI's taxonomy places the organism in Eukaryota, Fungi, Ascomycota, Eurotiomycetes, Chaetothyriales, Herpotrichiellaceae. Gene Ontology annotation, molecular function: chromatin binding. Gene Ontology annotation, biological process: regulation of transcription by RNA polymerase II. The record is from RefSeq and is a predicted model, not a curated record. Bases 1 to 1446 code for a protein of 481 amino acids.
AUGACGACCGCGUUAACGUCGCGAGACGAGCCCAAGGCGGCCGAAUAUGCUGGAGUUUCCUAUUUUCCUACAGACGAGGUUUCUGCCUUGGUCCUCGAUCCAGGCUUUUCCAGCACGCGGGCCGGGUUCGCAGGAGAAGACACCCCCAAAUCAAUUGUUCCUUCGUUCUACGCUUCGACCGAGUCCGGGCGACUGUUUGGCGACCACGUUAUUGACGUUCCGCGAGAAAAUGUCGAGAUCAAGAAUCCCAUUAACAAAGAUGGUCUCGUGGAGGAUUGGGAUGCGGCUGAAGCGUUGUGGAAACACUCUUUUGCGCACAAACUUACGGGAGUUCGACCGAACCGGGCUCUACAAGAGUGGUUGAACGACCCCAAGGCGGUCCCCGACUUACACAAGGCCAUGACAGAGGCGGUGGACACAGAGCGGUGUCUGGAAGAUCAUCCUCUCUUCAUGACGGAGCCAUCGUGGAACCCGACCAAGUCGAGGGAAAAGUGCGCCGAGAUUGCAUUGGAGUCAUGGGCAGCCCCGGCAUUCUAUCUCGGACGUGCAGGUGUGAUGGGCGCCUUUGCCGCAGGCAGGCCAACUGCCUUGGUCAUGGACUUUGGGGCGUCGCAAGUGUCGGUGACUCCGGUGCACGACGGGAUGAUCCUGAAGAAGGGAGUGGUCAGGUCCAACAUCGGAGGCAAUUACCUCUCCUCACAAGUGCGCAGUAUGCUUGCAGCAAACGAGCCAGAACCGAUCAGAAUCACGCCACAUUACUUGGUUCAAUCGAAACAACCAGUGGAUGCUGGACAGGCGGCAAAUGCAGUGUUGAAGCAGAUGCCGGAAGGGUUCAAGGCACCCCAGGCAUCGUUUCGACGGUACCAGGAAGAGAAGGUGGUUUUGGAAUUCAAAGAGAUCGCCCUGCAAGCGUGGACCAACCCCAACACACCAUUCCGAGGACAAGGUGAAGUGAUGACGCGGGAGCAACAAUACGCGCACCCAUUCGAGUUUCCGGACGGAUACAACCAGGCCUUUUCUUCGGAACGAUUUCGGAUCGUCGAGUCACUGUUUGACAGCCAAUGCUACUACGCGCCGCCUGCCGGGUCCGAGGAUGCCAAAGAUUAUCCUGCACCGGAUGGACAAUCCACGAUUCCGGGAUUGGUACGGACGAGCCUAAGCCAGGUGGAUGUGGACAUCCGGCCCUUGUUGUUGGGCAAUGUGGUCGUGACCGGUGCAGGGUCCCUGAUUCGAGGAUUGCCAGACCGCAUCCAGCAAGAACUGACCAAGAUGUACCCCAGCACGAGGGUGCGCAUUCAAGCAUCAGGAAUGGCAGUGGAAAGAAAAUUUGGUAACUGGAUUGGCGGCAGCAUCGUGGCCAGCUUGGGAACGUUUCACCAAAUGUGGAUUUCCAAGAAGGAAUACGAGGAGCACGGGGCGAGCAUUGUGGAGAAGAGGUGCAAGUAA